CUUAUACUGCUCAAGAUUAUUACCGUUUGAUCAGAAGUAUGGCUCUGAGAACGAAUGAACGAGUGAGAAAGAAGAACAAGAGAACAUGGUGUUCGCGCUAGUUUCUUCACCUUCGUGAAUUCUCAAAAAUCAAGGUUAGAAGACAAUAACUGCCAAGUUGUGAGAGAAGAAAAAAGUGAGCGAAACUGAGAAAACAUAGGAAAGAUAGAGAAAGAGAGAGAGAGAGCGAGAGAGGAAGAGGAAUAGGGGGAGAGAGAGAGCGAGUGAGGGCAAUAGAGAAAGAGAAAACGAGUGAGCGAGUACGAGGAGACGCGACUGACGCGAAAGUAGAGAUUUGAUUAUUCUUCUUCGUGUAAGGAGGAAAAGAAUUCGGGUGUUUAUUUCAUUUGUGAUUCAUAACAAGAGAAAAGUUACCCAACCUCAACAUCGGCUGGAGAGAGACACACCUGCGGCGCUCCAAUGCAUUGUCGAAUGUUUAUCAGAUGAAAUUUAUACUUGACGAGAUUUGCCAUGAGUUCCGUCCAAACUUUCUAAGGUUAGCAGAUAAAAUGAUGGAAGAAUCUAAAUGAUGGAUAACAAGGUGGGAAACUUCCAGGACCUAUGCUCUACGCAUUGAUGGGUAUAUGCUUUUCCUGUAGGAGACCCUCUAGCAGUCGGCUGAAUAAUAAAAUUUCUGAGCACAUAUCGGCAUCGGUAACCCCGCUCCAUGUUUGUCUGGAGGAACAAAGAGGACCAGAACUGGGUUCGUGUGACGCCGUGGCCAGUGGGACACAGCAGGUUAAAAGUAGCCGUGAUCAUUUGGGAGAAACGGUUAGCAUUAAAUCGUGGGAAACGGAGAUAGAAUCUACUCGAGUUGAAUCAGACGAGUGGAUUCAGCCAAGCAUGGCAAAUACAAUCAGUAAUAUAAAAAUGACAAACCCCAUAAAGGGGUUAGUAAGUAAACGUCGCAAACGUUUCACAGAGGAUGGAUUUGACCUUGAUCUCACUUAUAUUCGUGAUAAUCUUAUAGCAAUGGGCUUUCCUGCCGAGAAACUUGAAGGUGUAUAUAGAAAUCACAUUGACGACGUGGUAAAAUUUUUGGAGUCAAAACAUAAAGAUCACUACAAAAUUUAUAAUCUUUGUUCAGAGCGAUCAUAUGAUUAUAAAAAAUUUAAACAAAGAGUUGUAACAUAUGCAUUCGAUGAUCAUAAUCCGCCCAAAUUGGAGCAAAUAAAACCUUUUUGUGAAGAUGUUCACGCAUGGUUAUCCGAAGAUUGUAAAAAUGUCGCUGCUGUACAUUGUAAAGCUGGCAAAGGUAGAACUGGUGUUAUGGUUUGCUGUUAUCUACUUCAUACAAAACAGUUUUCCACUGCCGCGGAUGCUUUAAAUUUUUAUGGAACUAAAAGAACGACUGAUCGGAAAGGAGUAACGAUUCCUUCACAACGGAGAUAUGUCAGUUAUUAUGCGUCACUUAUCCAAGAAGGGCUUCAUUAUCAACCUGUUCCUCUGAUUUUAAGAAAAAUUAUAUUAGAUCCUGUUCCGAUAUUCAACGGCAAUCAAGGAUAUUUACAUUUUGUGAUAUCACAGGAAAACAAACGUAUUUACUCUUCUGAAACAGUUGAAAUAAAAAAGGGAAUGUCAUCAAUUAGCAUUCCUUUAACUCAUCAUGUUUUGUUGACGGGUGAUGUUCGUGUAGAUUUUUUUAAUAAGAAACCAAAAAUAAAAAGAAAAGAAAAAAUGUUCCAUUUUUGGUUUAACACAUUCUUUGUACGUGACAAUACACCAAUGGAAUAUGAAAACGGUGAAUUACCCGUAGAACGUUCUACAAGAGCAUUAAGUUGCGAUGGUACAGCAAUGGAACUGCCAAUGGUAACAUCAAAACCGAGAACAAGUUCAUUGGCUAAUCUUGGUCAAAUGUCGCCUACACUUAUUUUAGACAUUAAUAAAUUGGAUCUAGAUGAUGCGCAUAAAGAUAAAUAUCAUAAAUUAUAUGCUAAUAAUUUUAAGGUGACUUUGGUAAUGCAUCGACAAUGGGAAGGAACUGGCAGUGGCAUACCACAUACAGUGCCAGCAAUAGUGCCCAGACCUGAUGAACAAAUUGGUAUAAGUGGACAUGAGAGUCCAAGUGAAUCGAGUGAUGCAGAUAGUAGUGAAUGUGAUACAACAGGUGAUGAAGAUGGAUGGGAAUCAGGUGAGUCUUCAGUAUUUCUGAUGGCAAAAUCACAAGCACUUUUAAACAGCAUUAAUCGCACUACACACGAUCAAAAUUUUCAACAUCUUCAUGAUUAUAAUCAACAAAAAAUACAACAAACAACAACUACUCCAACAGCCGCAACAACAAUAACUACAAAAACACCACAGAUUUAGUUUAAAAUAGUUUAUUUAUCAGGGAUUUAUAUUUCGUAUUUAAUAAACAAAAAAGCGGGCAAAGUGCUUCAAUUUCAUAAAAAUUUAUUUACAUUCGCACCGCCAUGGCUAUCCAUGAUUCUUUUUUCUCAAACAAUUUUUAAUAGCACACAUCAUAUGUAUUUAUUUAACGAGCUCGCAGUACCACCGAGAUUUAUAUCUACCAAUUGCAUCUUAUUCUUAUUGUUACAAUGUAAAAUUUUUUUAUUAUCACAUAAAACUGUAAUGCAUGAAUUCUCGAAUGUAACUGCAUGCUAUCUUUUCCACAUUCAGUAAUUGGAUAAUCAUAAUAGCGUAUCUUAUAAUAUUACAACGAAAAGUUUUUUUGAUUGAAGUACAUAACGUCUUAUACGAUACUGGCCUGUCUAUCUUCAUUUGUGAUAAGACUGAUUUUCAAAACAAAAUUCAUCAAAUUAUAAAUGCUUUUAAGCUACUUGUACUCAAUCUAAAAACUGAUAUUUUUUUCUUUUCUUUUUUUUUAUUUUUUUAUGUGUAAUAUAAUGUUAAAAUUCACUUAUAACAAUAUUAAUUCCAUAAAUUAAUACAUAUGAUAAAUGAUGAUGUAAACAAUAAAUAAACUGCAGAGUUAGAUGAAAAUAAUUUUGUUAAUUUUACAUAUUAUUUAAAUUGUCGUUAUUUCAUCAACAUAUUAAAUUAAUUUAAUAAGUGAUUUGCUAUUACACUGCAUUAUACUGUUUUAAGCUUUAAGUUUCACGUUUUCAAAUAUUUUUAAGUAUCGUAACAUCAUAAAAAAUUCGAAUUUGAAUGGACUUUGAGUGUGUGAGUGUGAAAAUCGUGAAAGCAUACACCAAAUAUUUUAGGCAAAAUGUAUAGAAAAUUUUAUCUAUUGACACAACGAAUAUAAUUUUUUUGUCAAAAUAGAUGAAAUUAUUGCGAAAAAAUUAAACUGUGUAUGUAAAAGAAAAAAAAAA
Molecule: messenger RNA, 3317 nt
Organism: Chelonus insularis
Lineage: Eukaryota; Metazoa; Arthropoda; Insecta; Hymenoptera; Braconidae
Gene: Pten
Product: phosphatase and tensin-like protein
Exons: 9
Coding region: 601-2346 (581 amino acids)
Biological process (GO): phosphatidylinositol 3-kinase/protein kinase B signal transduction; regulation of phosphatidylinositol 3-kinase/protein kinase B signal transduction; phosphatidylinositol dephosphorylation
Cellular component (GO): plasma membrane; cell projection; nucleus
Molecular function (GO): phosphatidylinositol-3,4,5-trisphosphate 3-phosphatase activity; protein tyrosine phosphatase activity
Source: RefSeq, a predicted model, not a curated record